AAAAAGAGCUAUCAAGAGAAUAGCAUUUACAGAGGGCUUAAAAGUUUGACUUGGAUGAACUGAGAAUUUCUUUAUUUUAAAACUCAGCAAUAGUGACUUUGAGAAAUUUAAUUUUGGCGAUUUCAAGAUGAUGACAGCAAACUCAACCACAGAUAUUUCGUACUGUUCUGCAAAUGCCACCAUUUGCAAUGGCACUUCGUGUGUUACACCUGAUGACAAUUUUAACCAAAUUUUGAAUGUAGUUUUAAGUACAGUCCUAACAAUCUUGUUGGCAUUGGUGAUGUUCUCCAUGGGCUGCAAUGUGAACAUAAAAAAAUUUUGGGGACACAUAAAAAGGCCAUGGGGCAUAUGUGUGGGCUUCCUCUGUCAGUUUGGAAUUAUGCCUUUGACAGGCUUUGUGCUGUCACUCAUCUUUAAUGUGCUUCCUGCUCAAGCUAUUGCUGUGCUGAUCAUGGGAUGCUGUCCAGGUGGAACAUCUUCCAACAUUCUAGCAUAUUGGAUAGAUGGGGACAUGGACCUAAGUAUCAGUAUGACAACAUGUUCAACGCUGUUUGCACUGGGGAUGAUGCCACUUUGUCUCUUUGUCUAUACCAAAAUGUGGACAGACAACGAGUCCAUUGUAAUCCCCUAUGACAGUAUAGGUAUUUCACUGGUAGCCCUUGUAAUUCCUGUUUCAUUUGGAAUAUUUGUUAAUCACAAAUGGCCCCAGAAAGCUAAAAUUAUACUUAAGGCUGGUUCCAUUACGGGACUAGCUCUUAUACUGAUCAUAGCUGUGGUUGGAGGAAUAUUGUACAAGGGAUCUUGGACUAUCAGCCCUCAACUGUGGAUCAUUGGAACCAUAUUUCCAGCUGCUGGCUACUCUCUAGGUUUUCUUCUGGCUCGCAUCGCUGGUCAGUCUUGGCACAGAUGUCGUACAGUAGCUCUGGAAACAGGCAUGCAGAACACUCAACUGUGUACAACUAUAGUGCAGCUGUCCUUCAACCCUGAACAGCUUGAACUGAUGUUUACUUUUCCACUCAUCUACAGUAUUUUCCAGAUAGUCUUUGCUUUAAUAUUUGUAGGAGUCUACUACUUGCACAAAAGAUUCUGUGGCUCACCAAAGACAGACUUCACAGAACCAGCAAGUGAAAUUGAAUCAAUACCAGAAACAUAUGCCGAGAUGAAUGGAGGAUUUACAGCAAAUGAAAAAAGUACAAGAAACAUGAACGACACUAUCGUCUCCUGACAUUGUGUAAAAAAGUUUCGCAAUGAUUGACUGAUGAAAGGUUUUUUUGUGGUUUUCUUUUUUAAUUUUUGAAUGAAGCUUGUACCACCAGGAUGCAAAUCUAGGUUUGACAGUAAUUUACUACAAUAUUUAAUGUUCCAUAAUUGUCCAUUUGAGCAAGAAAAGAACAGAGUAAACCUAGAGGAAAGCUGAUCAAAAUUUCAGACAUAAGCAU
Molecule: messenger RNA, 1439 nt
Organism: Dermochelys coriacea (leatherback sea turtle)
Lineage: Eukaryota; Metazoa; Chordata; Testudines; Dermochelyidae
Gene: SLC10A2
Product: solute carrier family 10 member 2
Exons: 6
Coding region: 128-1225 (365 amino acids)
Biological process (GO): bile acid and bile salt transport
Cellular component (GO): apical plasma membrane
Molecular function (GO): bile acid:sodium symporter activity
Source: RefSeq, a predicted model, not a curated record